This is a messenger RNA of Drosophila subpulchrella, 1316 nucleotides long. RefSeq names its product GTP-binding protein 128up (gene 128up). Gene Ontology annotation, biological process: cytoplasmic translation. The record is from RefSeq and is a predicted model, not a curated record. Gene Ontology annotation, cellular component: cytoplasm. Gene Ontology annotation, molecular function: GTPase activity; GTP binding. Bases 118 to 1224 code for a protein of 368 amino acids. Lineage: Eukaryota; Metazoa; Arthropoda; Insecta; Diptera; Drosophilidae. The transcript has 4 exons.
AAUACAUAUCGAUUACUGCUCCAACUGUCCACGCGAGAGUUUCAUAUUUUUAUUUUUACAUGCAUAUUUGUUGAUAACUGGGGCUUUUAGUGGACCGCGUUUAACUGCCAGCCAGCCAUGAGCACAAUUUUGGAGAAAAUCUCGGCCAUCGAGUCGGAGAUGGCCCGCACCCAGAAGAACAAGGCCACCUCGGCGCAUUUGGGUCUGCUGAAGGCGAAGCUGGCCAAGCUGCGACGCGAGCUGAUUUCCCCCAAAGGAGGCGGCGGCGGAACCGGUGAAGCUGGCUUCGAGGUGGCCAAGACGGGAGAUGCCCGGGUGGGCUUCGUCGGAUUUCCCUCCGUGGGCAAAUCUACCCUACUCUCCAAUCUGGCUGGCGUUUACUCCGAGGUGGCUGCCUACGAGUUCACAACUCUGACCACUGUGCCCGGCUGCAUCAAGUACAAGGGCGCCAAGAUCCAGCUGCUGGAUCUGCCCGGUAUCAUCGAGGGCGCCAAGGAUGGCAAGGGUCGUGGUCGUCAGGUGAUCGCCGUCGCACGCACCUGUAACCUCAUCUUCAUGGUGCUGGAUUGCUUGAAACCGCUCGGCCACAAGAAACUCCUGGAGCACGAGUUGGAGGGCUUUGGCAUCCGGCUGAACAAGAAACCACCAAAUAUCUACUACAAGCGGAAGGACAAAGGCGGCAUCAAUCUGAACAGCAUGGUUCCCCAGUCCGAGUUGGACACGGAUCUGGUCAAGACCAUUCUGUCCGAGUACAAGAUCCACAAUGCGGACAUUACUCUGAGAUAUGAUGCCACCAGUGACGACCUGAUCGACGUGAUCGAGGGCAACCGCAUUUACAUACCCUGCAUCUAUCUGCUGAACAAGAUCGAUCAGAUCUCCAUCGAGGAGCUGGACGUCAUCUACAAGAUCCCGCACUGCGUGCCCAUCUCGGCGCACCACCACUGGAACUUUGACGAUCUCCUGGAGCUGAUGUGGGAGUACCUGCGGCUGCAGCGGAUCUACACCAAGCCCAAGGGCCAGCUGCCCGACUACAACUCACCCGUGGUGCUUCACAACGAGCGGACCAGCAUCGAGGACUUCUGCAACAAGCUGCAUCGCUCCAUUGCCAAGGAGUUCAAAUAUGCGCUGGUUUGGGGUUCAUCCGUGAAGCAUCAGCCGCAGAAGGUGGGCAUCGAACACGUUCUUAACGACGAGGAUGUGGUGCAGAUUGUGAAGAAGGUCUAGACUCUGUGAAACGGUUACACUCUGAUUAUUAGAUGGCAUUUUUUAUUCAAAAAUAAAAAACGAACGUGCUUUAGUUCUUCUUGAAUUCAUAA